UUGCUCAAUAGAUUCUACCAUCAUGUCAAUAUACUCUUUCUUUUUCUUCAUCUUCUAUUUCUUUCUCAUCUUUAUCGGUACAGUUAAAUCUGACCCUGACCCGCUUCAAGACUAUUGCGUAGCACAAACACAGGGUUCGCAAACUUUUUUUGUAAACGGAGCUCCUUGCAUAAAUCCCGCCGAUGCCUCACCUUCUCAUUUUACUACAAGCGCAUUAUCCAAGCCCGGUAAUACUGCCUCUAAUCCUUUGGGGUUUAAUGUCACACUCACAAACAUUCGAAACCUUCCUGGAAUGAACACCCUUGGGUUAACAAUGGCCCGGGUCGAUAUAGCUGGAAAUGGGCUUGUGCCACCUCACACACAUCCACGUGCAUCCGAAGUAACCAUUCUCGUUAAGGGCUCGCUUUUGGUGGGAUUCGUUGACACAUCAAAUCGCCUUUUCACACAACAGUUACGUGAGGGCGAUGCAUUUGUUUUCCCCAAAGGUUUAAUACACUUUCUAUACAAUCUUGAUUCAAAGGCUUCGGCUUUAGCAAUUUCAGGCCUUACUAGCCAAAACCCUGGGGCACAACUAGCAUCGGCUGCUACGUUCACUACAAAACCAAGUAUUCCUGAUGAUAUCUUGAAAAAGGCAUUUCAGAUUAAUGGUCAAGAUGUGUCAAGGAUACGUAAAAACUUAGGUGGUUGAUGUCUACCGUUAUAUACUCCAUUUGGUAGCCAAAUUUAAAAAGUAACAUUUUUAUAUGCGUGAAAAAAAUAUAUGUAACAGAAUGAAAAUUGGUUUAUAAAAAAAAAUAUUUGUAUUUUAAUAAAUCAAUUUAGGUGAUAAUUACGUGUGGUUUGUUUUUCUGAUGUUCUUCUAUGACUAUGUGAAUGUUUAUUUUUCAAGAAAAAUGUUUAUUUAGUCUC
Helianthus annuus (common sunflower) is the source of this 909-nucleotide messenger RNA. RefSeq names its product germin-like protein subfamily 1 member 1. The record is from RefSeq and is a predicted model, not a curated record. Lineage: Eukaryota; Viridiplantae; Streptophyta; Magnoliopsida; Asterales; Asteraceae. The transcript has a single exon. Gene Ontology annotation, cellular component: cell wall. The coding region runs from base 23 to 688 and encodes 221 amino acids. Gene Ontology annotation, molecular function: manganese ion binding.